Molecule: messenger RNA, 885 nt
Organism: Cantharellus anzutake
Lineage: Eukaryota; Fungi; Basidiomycota; Agaricomycetes; Cantharellales; Hydnaceae
Product: kinase-like domain-containing protein
Exons: 7
Coding region: 1-885 (294 amino acids)
Biological process (GO): protein phosphorylation
Molecular function (GO): protein kinase activity; ATP binding
Source: RefSeq, a predicted model, not a curated record
AUGGUCCCUCCUGGGAUGGGUGGUCCUCACAAGCGUUCUAUUUGGAAGGGGAAGGAACCCCUCGCAAGCGGAUCCUACGCUGUUGUUCAUCCUGGCCGGUGGGGAUUAUCCAGGGUUGCAAUAAAAUGUUUCAAGGACAAAGAACAGUUGGGGAUAGAUAACAUCAGAGAGCGAAUCAAUAGCGAAAUCACGGUUUGGGCCACUCUUCAGCACGAGAAUAUCGUCCCACUUUAUGCUACUGUUUUGGAUAGCAACGGUCUCCUAGCCUUAGUCACCCCCCUACACAAGAAUGGGAACUUGGAAAGUUUUCUCGGGAAGGAAGCAAGUAGAGGCAUUAACCGUUGGCAGUUGCUCAUCGAUGUAGCUCAUGGAUUGGCUUACCUCCACGAUUCGAAGAAAUAUCACGGCGAUAUUACACUCAACAACAUCCUGGUAACAGAUGAAGGACGCGCUGUACUUACCGACUUCGGUCUUUCUCGUAUGUGUGAGCAGACUGGCUAUAGUACUUUGGAUGGAGGACGUGGCUGCCCUCAAUACAGGGCUUAUGAGAGUUUCGUCGGAGAACUUAGUGGGGACCCCGAGGCAAGAGCUUGUCGUGAUGUCUGGGCUUUCGCUAUUGUGGUUGUUGAGGUGAUCACUGGGAUCAAGCCGUACGACGGGUGUUCGGAGGUCGUAGACAUCUGGUCGUACCUUAGUAUAGGGAAACGCCCUUACGGACCUGCGCAACUUAAUGGACUUCCACGUCCUAUCCCCGAGAUGCUUUGGCGUAGUUGGGACAUGGAUCCCUCGAAGCGGCCGAAAAUCACAGAAGUCGUGCUCUGUCUCGCAGGAGCGGCAUCCAACGUUGGCUCCCGUGUAACCCCCGGCCUGCAACCUGGACUUUAA